AGUGCCGGCUUUCCGAGGAGGAGGAGGUACGUGGAGAACCCCAGCCUCCUGGCCUGUUACGCGGAUGUCCUGCAGCUGGAGUUUGGAGAGGUGCGGUCACAGCAACUCAGGGCUUGUAAUUCAGUGUUCACUGCACUAGAAAGCCAAGACGCCAUUCAAAUCACGAGUGAAGACAACUACAUACAGUAUGUAAAUCCAGCAUUUGAAACAACAGUGGGCUUUGAGUCGGGUGAAUUAUUAGGGAAGGAGUUAGCAAAAAUGCCUCUAAAUGAGAAAAAGGCUGACUUGUUCAGUACUAUAAAUUCAUGCAUGAAGAUGGGCAAGGAGUGGCAAGGCGUUUACCACGCCAAAAACGGAGAUAAUGUACCACAAGAUGUGAAGAUAAUACCUGUCAUUGGACAGGGAGGAAAAAUUAGACACUAUGUGUCCAUCAUCCGAGUGAACAGCGGCAACAGUAAGGCUGAGAAGAUCACGGAAUCUGUUCAUUCUGACACUCCCACAGAUAAUCCAUCAGGUAAACAUAAAGACAAGAGGAAAAGCUCCCUGGACGUCAGGACUGUUGCCUCAGGAGCAAGCGAAGUGGCCAGCCAGAGGCGACACCCCUCCAUGGCCCUCCACUCCAUGACCAUCGAGGCGCCCAUCACCAAGGUGAUCAAUAUCAUCAAUGCUGCCCAGGAGAACAGUUCCAUGCCUGUGUCGGAAGCCUUAGACCGCGUCCUGGAAAUUCUGAGAACCUCGGAGCUGUAUUCACCACAGUUCGGGGCGAAGGAAGAGGAUCCUCACACCAAGGACCUCAUUGGGGGCCUGAUUUCUGACGGUUUUCGAAGACUAUCUGGGAAUGUUACCCUCUCAGCAAAAAACCUGCAUCAAGUUUCGGGCAGCUUACUCGCCUCAGAGUCCCUUCCCGAUAUCCCACCGCGGAUAGCUGGGGCCAUGGAAAACGAUGACAACUGGGACUGUAAUGUCUUUGAACUGGAGACUGCCACUCAGAAAAGGCCUUUGACUUUUCUUGGUCUCAAAAUCUUGGCUCGCUUUGGGGUCUGUGAAUUCUUGAAGUGCUCAGAGACGACGCUGCGGCUGUGGCUGCAGACUAUUGAGGCCAACUACCACUCCUCCAACCCCUACCACAACUCCACCCACACGGCCGACGUGCUGCACGCCACUGCCUGCUUCCUCUGCCAGGAGAGGAUCAAGCAAGCAUUAGACUCAGUGGAUGAGGCCGCUGCCCUCAUCGCAGCCGCCAUCCACGACUUGGACCACCCGGGGAGGACCAACCUCUUCCUGUGCGACGCGGGCAGCGCGCUGGCCGUGCUGUACAACGACUGUGCCGUGUUGGAGAGCCACCACGCGGCCCUGGCCUUCCAGCUGACCGCCAGGGAGGGCAAGAGCAACAUCUUCAAGAACGUGGAGAGGAAUGACUACAGGAUGCUGUGCCAGGCCAUCAUCGACAUGGUCUUGGCCACAGAGAUGACCAGGCACUUCGAGCACAUCAAUAAGUUUGUCAACAGCGUCGUCAAGCCCUUGGCAGAGCUGGAGGAAAGCGAGGGGAGUGAGCCAAACCCUCGUGACGUAGACACGAUGCUCCUGUCUCCAGAGAACCGGACUCUGAUCAAGCAGAUGAUGAUCAAGUGGAUGACGUUCAAGUGCGCGGACGUGUCCAACCCCUGCCGGCCCUUGAAGCAGUGCAUCGAGUGGGCUGCACGCAUCUCGGAGGAGUAUUUUUCUCAGACCGAAGAAGAAAGAAUGGACUUACCUGUGGUGAUGCCAGCUUUUGACCGAAACACCUGCAGCAUCCCCAAGUCCCAGAUCUCCUUCAUCGACUACUUCGUCACAGACACGUACAGUGCUUGGGACGACUUUGUAGACCUACAGGAGUUACUGCAGCAUCUGGACAACAAUUUUAAAUACUGGAAAGGACUCGACGAAAUGAAGCUGCGGGGCGUCCAACCACCUCUGGAACCAAAAUAGAGAAGGCUCCUUCUGUCUGAAACUGGACCUCUGACACUGCUCUACUCGCCUGAUGUACUCUGCCAGUGAUUCUACAAAUUAAAAGAAGUGAGGACUGAACACUUUUUCAUAAAAUUUUAUUAAUGACUUUUCCCAGAAGUUUGCCUUAUUUUGUAGUGUUUAUACCAAAUAUUGUCAUAGAAACAUAGCAGAGUAUUUACUAAAUUGACUUUUUAAAACCAAUCUGUUUUUAUUUUCAUAGGUAAUUUUUAAUUCUAGAUAUUUAUAAAGGUCCUGUAUCUUCACACUUUCAAUAAAUGUAGUACCAUAAAAAAUGAUGACAUAUCAAAGUACUUAUUUCAUUUUAAACUUACAUUGCUUUCCCAAGAAAAGUAAAAAAAAAAAAAAAGAAUUUAAUCUUCUAAUAACUAUCAACUAAUACAUCUUAAAAGUUAAAUACAAGUCACUUGUAAAGCUGUGUGGGCUUACUGUAUAUUUGGGUUUCAGGAAACACACUGAGGAAAUACUACAGCCCUGCAGUAAAACACACAAUCACAAAGGCUCCUGCCAGGACAAGGGAACCACCAUCCACACACCUGAACUCUCUCUCACACACACACAGGGUGACGUGACACAAACUCUGUCACUGGGGCAUACAUGCGGGCACACCCAGACACAGACAGACAAACUCAGACACACAGCCAGGCCCUCUGCAACACCCAUGUGACAGCUCUUACCUACUCCGGAGGAGCCAACACCAUUUACUUCUCUCUCCUCCUGGAGUCGGGACAUGACACUUCCUGAACCUCAACAGUGCAGCCAUCUCUCCAUCAGAACCACAGGAGGCAAACCUGAGCAAGAAGUGCCAGGGGCCCAGUGUGGCUGGGAUGCUGAUGUUCCAGCCCCACCCCUGCAGCUUUCGGAUUCUUCUAGAAAUGCACUCAUCACUUUGACCCUCUGUCACUCAGUGAGGACAGCGAACGUGUCCUGCCCCGAGCCCACCUCAGCCUGCUGGUCUCGUGUGCUGGCUCCGUCUGCCCUGAGCGGCCCCGAGGUCCUCCCGGAGACAGCGGGCGGCCCCUUCUGAAGCUCGGCCCACAGAGGCGGUGCCCGCAGGACCCAGGGGAAGAGCUGAGCUUCCAUUUUCCCUGUGCAGCCUCUUCCCCGAGUCUCUGCCCCACUGACCUGCCCUGCAAACUUCCAAUAAGGCUGAGCCCUAGGUAUCUCUGGAGCAUUUCUUAAAAGGCUGCUGGGUGUCUGCGGAGACUCUGAGAUCUCCAUUUCCCACAGGCCCCUGGG
Molecule: messenger RNA, 3246 nt
Organism: Myotis lucifugus (little brown bat)
Lineage: Eukaryota; Metazoa; Chordata; Mammalia; Chiroptera; Vespertilionidae
Product: high affinity cAMP-specific and IBMX-insensitive 3',5'-cyclic phosphodiesterase 8A-like
Biological process (GO): cellular response to epidermal growth factor stimulus; positive regulation of ERK1 and ERK2 cascade; signal transduction
Molecular function (GO): 3',5'-cyclic-AMP phosphodiesterase activity
Source: RefSeq, a predicted model, not a curated record